Messenger RNA from Pieris macdunnoughi, 312 nucleotides. The record is from the annotation of a GenBank genome assembly. NCBI's taxonomy places the organism in Eukaryota, Metazoa, Arthropoda, Insecta, Lepidoptera, Pieridae.
AUGAGGACUUCUACCAUCAUCAUUUUGGCUGUUUGCCUCUUUAGUGUUGCUUUCGCAAAUAGCAACUCGCAAGAUGGAGCGGCGGAUGAAAGCAAAAAGAAAAUAAUAUCGAGUCCUGUUGCUGCUGCUGAAGGUGAACAACCUAAGGACCCGAAGGUUCCCAAGAAACCCAAGGUCCCCACAAUUCCUAAAUUACCCAAGAUCCCCAAAAUUCCUAAAUUACCCAAGAUCCCCAAAGUUCCUAAACUACCCAAGGUCCCCAAAGUUCCUAAAGAACCCGAGGCACCUAAAGAGGUGAAAAGAUGGGGCUAA